Messenger RNA from Myotis brandtii (Brandt's bat), 1063 nucleotides. RefSeq lists its product as uncharacterized. Bases 1 to 945 code for a protein of 314 amino acids. Lineage: Eukaryota; Metazoa; Chordata; Mammalia; Chiroptera; Vespertilionidae. The record is from RefSeq and is a predicted model, not a curated record. The transcript has 4 exons.
AUGCCCCAGCCGCGGGGCCAAAGGGCGACUCCCCAACUCCGCUGGGGCCUGGAUUGGUCCUGCCGCCGCGUCCUUCCGAUUGCUCGGGCGCGGGACUGGCGACUAGGUCUCAGGGGCGGCGGGGCGGGGAAGUGCCCUGACCCCUGGUCCCUGAAGCUGGGAACAAGUCCCCCUCCGACUCGGCCUUGCCUGCGUCCGGUCCCGAGCGAUUUGCACCCCGUCUGUGGAGUCGAGCUGUCCGGGACGCCCUCACAGUCGUGGGGACUUGUCUGGGCGGCGGUGGCUGAGCCCGAGUCCGCGGGGCACUGCCGCCGGCGUCCCGUGCGCCGCCCGACCCGGGACUGGCCGCCCAACUUCUUCCCGGGACGGAGACCUCGCUCGCGCCCCGGCCGAGGUGGGGGCUCUCCCGGGGCCGAAAGGGCGAGGGUAAAUCGCUCGCGGCGGCGGCGAGGGAACAAGUCCGGAGACGUCAGCCUCAGGGCUUGGAGCCUUCAGUCCGGACCCAGCGGGACCAGUGCGCGCGGGAUAGACGACGAGGACUCAGGUGCGGAGGUCCCCCCUCCGGUGUUCCAGGCCUUGGAGGGACUCUGCCCCGUGAGCUUCCCGUUGGCCCCGUGGCUUUGGCAGGACAAGACCGCGAGGGGCAGGCGGUGGGCGUGGGAAUGUAGCCCCUCUCCUCUUCCUCCCAGUCAGGCUAUUUCUCUGCCGCCUGGGGCCCGAGCGGUGGGGGCUGCGCAGCCCAGGAACUUAUCCCCCCUGAAAGGAAGCCAGCCUCUUCCCCUACUUCUCCGAGCCUGUCCGGGCCCCAACCACCCUGGUAGGGGGCUUUCAGAACAUUGGACAAGGCGCUCAGUCCCACCUGGCUCCCCGCCCCUUGCACAGAGUAACUCCCAGUGCCCAGAGAGGUUGAUGCUGAGACUUCCUUGGGGCCGGAGGGCCUCCUGAGGCUUCUGGGAGGAGAUGGACCAGCCGCAGCUACAGGUGUGUGCUGGCUGUGCCCUCGUCCCACCUCAGUGUGGCCCGGCUGCCUGGGCUUCAGCCCUUCUUGGUCAUUGUCCCUAUC